Glarea lozoyensis ATCC 20868 is the source of this 915-nucleotide messenger RNA. RefSeq lists its product as uncharacterized. The record is from RefSeq and is a predicted model, not a curated record. Lineage: Eukaryota; Fungi; Ascomycota; Leotiomycetes; Helotiales; Helotiaceae. The transcript has a single exon. The coding region runs from base 1 to 915 and encodes 304 amino acids.
AUGGAAGCUUCCCAAUCAAUACCGCACCCAACACCGGGCAAAGACCCUCCUCCGGCAUCAUCGAUCCCAAACGAGCACACCAGUGCGGAACAAACAGAUCGAACUGCAAAGGACGCACACGUAGAUGGUGGCCCAGAUGAGGGAGAAAGCAACGCGGAAAAUGGGGAUAAAGAUAGAACAGCGAUGCCGCCACCUCCCCGACGUACCUCGAAUCCAAAGGCAAGGCUGCAUAUAAUCCCACCUCCAUCGCACACCUCAAGUUCAAACCGUCCUCUCUCUGCAGAUCCAGAGCCUCAUCAUGGAGCGCAUAGUGAGGGGCUAGGCUUGGGAUCUAGUACAUUACGCGGCGCGCUAGGUGGGGGAAAGACGACGGACAGACCCGAGGAUUUCCAGCCUUUCUUCGUGCUAGUUGAUGAUUCGAGGACGGGCGAUACGGUGCAUCCGAAUGAAGUGCAUUAUUUGUUUGCCGAUGAUGAGGAUGGGGAGGGGUAUACGGGGAAGGUUGUUAGGUCGUUACGAGGGGGUGAUGAUGGGGAGGGAGCGCGAGAGGAAAGGGUUGUGGUUAUUGAUGUUAAUGAUGCUGGGGAUGGAGUUACUUGCGUGAAUUGCUUUUCGAGCGAUUGGCAGGUGUUGAAUGCUAGUGUGGAGGUUGCGCCGACUUUUGAUGGUGGGGAGGGAGGGAAGCAGGCUGGGGGGUUGAUGUUGAGGGUUGAAGGUGUGGAUGCAGAUACGUUUUCGGGUGAGGGUUUGGUUGCGGGUGGUAGUGGGGAAGUUGGUGAUGAAGAGAUGAAAGCGCUGCUUGAGGGGUUUGAUCAGAAGAUGUCGAUUAUUAGGAAACUGAGUAAGCUUGAGAUUGCGGGGAAGGAGGACGAGGUUGUUGAGACGGUAGAUGAGGGUGCUGCUGGGAAGUUGUGA